Molecule: messenger RNA, 424 nt
Organism: Danio rerio (zebrafish)
Lineage: Eukaryota; Metazoa; Chordata; Actinopteri; Cypriniformes; Danionidae
Gene: ankrd10a
Product: ankyrin repeat domain 10a
Source: RefSeq, marked provisional
AGCACGCACGCCGGCUUGCUCACCUUGGGGCUUUCGUAAACCUAACAAAUUGGGGUUUCCAAGACACAGACCAUGUCUGUAGGAGUGGAGUCCGGUUUCUCCAACGACGAAGUGCUCAACAUACGUUACCCGCUUCACCGCGCAUGCAGGGAUGGAGAUGUCGGCGCACUGUGCUCGCUGCUUCAGCGCUCAACCAACCAGGCAGACUUGGUUGCCGAAGACUCUUUUUACGGCUGGACCCCUAUUCAUUGGGCAGCACACUUCGGGAAGCUGGAGUGUGUUAUGAGGCUGGUGCAGGUGGGAUGUGAAGUGAACACACUGACGACCCGAUUUGCCCAGACUCCAGCACACAUUGCUGCAUUUGGAGGACAUCCAGAAUGCCUUUUGUGGCUUAUACACAGAGGAGCUGAAAUAAACAGACAGG